UGAAGGUCGCGUCCGACGAGCCCCAGGGAACCAUCACCAUGGAGGCGCAGCAGCACGCGCUGCAGAAGAUCAGGAACCAGCUCAUGAAGGCUGUCGACAUCCGCAACGUGCGCGGCAUCUCCCAGUUCUUUGGAUUCGGCGAGGAGAAGCCCUUCAAUGUGCCUGGACGUGAGGUCCUGGCCUCCCGAUGCCGCAAGAACGCGCUGUUCUUUAGUGCCAAUUACGCCAUCUCCGCGGCGUUGGUCGGCGUCGUCACGAUCCUCCUGAACCCGUUCUUCCUGUUCGUACUCAUCUGCCUGGGCGGCUUUUGGAUCUACAUGUCGAGCGCGACGGCGAACGAGUCGCCGGAGAACCCGACCAAGAUCAUGGGACGCACGGUGACGCCCGACCAGCGCAAGCUGGGCAUGCUCGGAGUGAGCGCUGCUGUGAUUGUCGUGUUCGGAGGCUCCAUUCUGUUCACGAUUUGCUCGGCUAGCGGAGCACUCGCCAUUUCGCACGCGAUUCUGCGUGACUGCCCCUCUAUCUGCGAGGAAGAUGAGUUGGGUUUCUUGUCAAGCGAAGGAGACCAGAUCGCAGACACCGUUUAAGCAUGACCUGAACAUCAUGCUGAGGACAACUAUCUAGGUCUGCAUAGAUUGAUCGGAAAGGAGCUUGUCGGUGUUGCGUACGAUCACU
Molecule: messenger RNA, 675 nt
Organism: Phytophthora sojae
Lineage: Eukaryota; Oomycota; Peronosporomycetes; Peronosporales; Peronosporaceae
Exons: 5
Coding region: 39-587 (182 amino acids)
Cellular component (GO): Golgi apparatus
Source: RefSeq, a predicted model, not a curated record